Messenger RNA from Paramecium pentaurelia, 2691 nucleotides. The record is from the annotation of a GenBank genome assembly. NCBI's taxonomy places the organism in Eukaryota, Ciliophora, Oligohymenophorea, Peniculida, Parameciidae.
AUGGAUUAAAUAAUUGAAUUAAUAUAAUGGUCAGCAUAGCCAGACAAUUAGAUUCAAAAAUAAGUAUAUAAAAGAGCAUAGGAAUUGAGUUAAGAUACAUAAUUUUUAAUUCAUUUAUGUUCUGUUAUAAUAGGAAAAUAUGAUGCAGAAAUUAGAUAUAGGGCUGCUGUGAUAUUAAAGAGUGCAAUUAAAAAUUGUUCUACUUUACCUGAAUAAUUAUAGUAAAUGCUUAUUCAAGUUGAUAUAAAUAUAUAAAUAAUGCGGCAGGCAUUUAUUAUUAUUGUACCAGAAGUUGUAGUUAGAAAUGGAAUUAAAAGUAAGCAAAAUAAUUAUUUAAACAUAGAUAGUAAUAUAAUGAUGGAAUAUUUAAUUAAAUUGAUAGACAUUGAUCCAGUAAUUGCAACUGAUUGUUUAUCUAAAAUAAUUGAAGACUUGAAAUUCAAUUCUGAAAAUAUCAAUUACUAUGGAACAGAUUCAGGAUUGUAGUUAAUUGAUCAAUUAAUUUUGAAAUUUAUAUCCUUAGUGGAACAUACAAAUACCUAAGUAGUUGUAAAUUCUUUAAAUUUUUUAAAUUACAAUAUUUUCUUUAUGCCUCCUUCAUUAAACCAAUAUAUUGAUUGUUACAUUAAAAUUUUGAUUACUGGGACACAAUCUUAAGAAUAGUAAAUAAGAUUAAAGUGCUUUUAAGGUAUUUAAGCUUUAAUAGAAACAAAAAGAGAUAAAAUAAAAUAGAUGAAUUUAAUUAUAAUGGCAUGUGUUUAAUCAUUAUAAGAUCCAGACAAAGAAGUUGUUCGAUUUGUUGAAUUAUGUUUAACAGAUUUUCUAAGAAUUGAGGAUGCAGAAGAUUAUGAAUAAAUUCACUUGCUUGAACCCUAUUUAUCAUCAAUAUUGUCACCUAUAAUUCUUAAUCUAGCAAUUACAAGGGCUGAUUAAAUAGCCAUAUAACCAACAUUUUCAAAUAGUUAUAAUUAAAAUGGUAAAAAUGAUGAUGAGGAAUAAGAUGAAGAGAAAACUCUUGGAGAAUAUUCUUUAAGAUCAGUUUCAAAUUUAUUGCUUAAAAAAUUAAUAGAAUUUUAUGAUAAAAUUGUAGUUCCUAUUGUUUUAUAAAUUAUUGAUCAUCUAUAAUAAUAAUAAGAUUGGAAAUAAUAAGAAAUAGCUGUUAUAUGUUUAGGAUUGUUUGCAGAAAAAAUAAUGGAGAAUCAGGGUAAUCUUGUACCAAAUAUAUUAAUGUCUUUGUUUAAUGAAAAGAACCAAUAAAAUGAAUAUAUAUAUGCUUCUACAUUAUGGACCUUCUCAUAAUAUAAUGAAUGGAUUAAAACAGUAGCCAUCAAUGAAACUCAAUUUAUCUAAUCCUAUCUAAAAUUAUUAUUGAUAUCUAUCGAAAAUUAAUCAAUGUAUAAAUUAAAUUUUAUUCUGUAGAAUAGUUAAGGAAUCUGCCUGUUCUGCAUUGAAUUCAUUAUCAAAAGAUGCAUUUUUUAUAUUGAAACCAUAUUUAUUAGAUUUAUUCUAAGUUUAUUUAAAAGCAUUAUCUUAAAAAGGUGGGGUAUUAUUAUACAUUUAUUAAUCAAUAACAACAAUAUUAGCUGAAUGUGAAACUAUUGAAAAUUAGGAAUUAAUAGAUUUAAUAAUGACUAAAUUGAUCAGCAAUUUAGUUGAUUUAAAUGAUUAUAAUAUAUGUCCUCUUUAUGGUAUUAAUAUAUCAUUUCCUUAUAGAAUGUUUGUCAGAAGCUGUUGAAAAAUUUGGAUAAAGAUCAAUAAAAUAUAUUCCAAUUAUUUAUUAAGCAAUAGUGUAAUCUAUGAAUGGUUAUGUAUAAUCCAUAUAAAAUGGAAAAACUAGACUUUUGUAUUAAUAAAAGGAAAUUUUAAAAAGAUCUUUUGAUUUGUGUAUUAAAAUUAUCAACAUUACAAAAGAAAGAUUCUUAGAAUUAUGUGAUUAAUCAUUUUUAUAAAUUGUUGAUCUUGGUUUAUAAGAUUCAGAAAAUGAUGUUAAACAAUAUGCACUUUCAUUGAUAGGUGAUUUAAUUAAAGAUUGCUAUAUAAUUUUCAAAAAUGUUAAUAUUGCUAUUGUAUUGUAAAUAUAUAAUAUAUUAUAGAAAUGAAUACAUUUAUGCUUAAUCAAUUAGUAUUGAUCCUUCUAAAUUAUUUUUAGCUACUUCAAAUAAUGCUGCUUGGGCAUUGGGAGAAUUAGCUAUAAAAGAUCCAACUAAAAUUACAGUGAUCUUUAAUGCAGUUAUGGAGAAAUUGAUAAAAAUAAUAAAUGAACCAAAAUUUCCAAAAUCUAUUGCAUAAAAUUUAUGUAUUGCAAUAUGUAGGAUUGCUGGAUCACAUAUGUAAUAAAUUGAAGAACUUAUACCUAAUUUUUUUAAAAGAGUUUGUUUAAUACUUAGUUAAAUAAAGAGUUAAUCUUUAGAUGAAUAUAAAGAGGAAUCAUUUAAGUAUUAUAAUUUAUGAAAAUAUAGGAUUCUAAUAAAUAUAGUGAAAAUGUAUCCAGGGAGAGUAAUAAACGAUAUCAAAUAUUUUGUUUAUUGUAUUGUCGUAUCUACAGAGUUCCCAUCUAUUAAACCUCUUUUUGUUAAUAUUUUAUAAGAAUUGUAAUAGUCUUUUGGCUAGCAGAAAUUUGAUAGUAUGUUUAGUACUGAUGACUUGCCUAAAGGAUUUAGGAUGAAAAUGAUCAAUAUUUAUGGUGUGUGA